Gossypium arboreum is the source of this 1444-nucleotide messenger RNA. RefSeq names its product transcription factor bHLH118-like. NCBI's taxonomy places the organism in Eukaryota, Viridiplantae, Streptophyta, Magnoliopsida, Malvales, Malvaceae. Gene Ontology annotation, molecular function: DNA-binding transcription factor activity, RNA polymerase II-specific; protein dimerization activity; RNA polymerase II transcription regulatory region sequence-specific DNA binding. Gene Ontology annotation, cellular component: RNA polymerase II transcription regulator complex. Bases 157 to 900 code for a protein of 247 amino acids. The transcript has 3 exons. Gene Ontology annotation, biological process: regulation of transcription by RNA polymerase II. The record is from RefSeq and is a predicted model, not a curated record.
CCACUAAACUUUUUUAAUGUACAAAACAACACCUGAAUAAAUACAUCAGAAUAAAGAUGUAUUUAAAACAAUCAAAGUUUUUGGCCUAUCUCCUUAUUUAAACCUAGCUCCCACUAUCUAUGAAAGAUACGGCUUUAAACACUGUGUCUUUGUUCAAUGUUUCCUUCGGAUCAAAUUGAUGGCUAUCUGUACGAAAUCUCUGAUAUUCCCCAUCAUGAAGAUUUUGUGCGACAAAAUCUCACAUCUGGGGAAUCCGUAGAGGGAAGUCAUCUAACACGGAGAACGGGAAAAGGCGAAGGACUUAAAAGUUUAGCGGUGGCCAACAAUAAUGAUGCCAAUUAUGCUGUUUCUGCCAAUGAUGCUAAGAAGAUAGUUCGCAAGGAAAUCGAACGGGAAAGGAGACAGCAAAUGGGCAAACUCUAUCAGAAACUUAGAUCACUGCUCCCUCCUGAGUCAAUAAAGGGAAAGCGAGCUGCGUCCGAUCACAUGAACGAGGCAGUGAAUUACAUAACAUAUAUGAAAAAGAGGGUCGGGGAAUUGAGUAUCAAAAGAGAUAAGGUCAAAAAAUUAUCUAAUCGGAGUGCCUUGGAUCUAGGGAGUAGUAGUGCUAGUUCAUCAGGUAUCAGCUCGUGUGUUGCAGUCCAUCCUUUCCGGGGCGGAGUAGAGAUUAUGAUAAGUAGUGGCUUUGAAGACCAAAGCUGGCAUCUCUCCACGUUCCUGCAAGCUAUCCUUGAAGAGGGGCUUGACAUUGUCCGUUGUGUUUCCAGCCAAACAAUUGAAGGGUUGUUGCAUACUGUUCAGUCAGAGGUUACUGAUCCAACACAAAUUGAUCUAUCCCGGUUGCAAACCAAGCUAAAUGAUUUGAUAUCCUACCAUGAUAAUGCUGGCUGCGGUCGCUGAUUUAUUGGCUUGCAAGUGGCAAGGGAGUUCCAUAUUGUGAACUGCCAUAUCUAGUAGAUAAACUUAGGGUUUACUUCGGUGCUUUGUUUGGCUUAUUCGGUACUAGUGUUGUUGGUGGGUGCUUAUGUGUGGAUUUUGGAACAAGUAUUUGUAUUCAAGUAUUCAACUCACAUUAGAUAUGGUAACUUUCUGUGUUAAGUUGAUUACUAAUACAGCAUUUGUUAAACAAUCGAACCUAGUUGUGUUUGCCUUGGUACUAUUAUAGACAGCAUUGCUAUGGAAGAAAAUAUUGAUGUGUUUAAUAAGACUAGAAAUGUAGGAUUUGAAUUGAAGACGAGAAAGGUGAAGUCUGGGAGUCUGGGCUGCUCAUAGGAACAAUUUGGAAGCAGAAAUCCAGAAUAAAGUCGAUUACGGAAUUCCGGGUUGCUGUUGGGAGGGUUUGAGUUUCAGUUUCAUCAGAGAAACCUUAGGUGUUGAGUUGUGAUGAACUAUUGGGUUUGUUUCAGAUUUCUUUUAUGCAUAUGAUGAUAGGAAGAUUGAAAAA